This is a messenger RNA of Spodoptera litura, 863 nucleotides long. Lineage: Eukaryota; Metazoa; Arthropoda; Insecta; Lepidoptera; Noctuidae. The record is from RefSeq and is a predicted model, not a curated record.
AAACAGUGCUCGACCGACGGUCAGCGCCGACCGUCGGACGACGUAGCUAUAUCUGUGUAAGUCUAUGAACACGCACACAGCUACGCUGACGGUACGCGCGUGAUUUGGUACGCGCGAGCGGUCGGUCGAGCCGUCGGUCCGGCUCGUCGGUCGCGCGUACGUCGGUCGAACGACGAGCUGUGAGAUUGUAUCGUUGCGUUCAGUGCUUCGCUGACGGAACGCGCGUACGUACAUUCAAAGCAAAAAUGAAUAUUGAUACAGAGCGUCUUAUUACAGAAGUGCGGCUUCGUCCGGUAAUAUGGGAUUUAUCGCAUGUAUUUUAUAAAGAUCGUGAUGCUAGAAUAAGUGCUUGGCAAGAAGUUUGUAAAGAAUUAAUUCCGGAUUUCGACGAUAAAUCCGAGAGUGAGAAAAAGGAUAUAGACAAACAAGUGCAGCAGAGGUGGAAAACUGCGCGAGACGCUUAUGUGAGGUGUAAGGCUACAUUAAAGAAUAUACCGUCUGGAUCUGGAGGUAAAAAAAGGAAGACAUAUGUUUAUUUUGAGUUUAUGAAAUUUCUGGAUAAUAAACGAGAAUUGAAUACCGAGGAUUCAAUUUUGCCAAAUGAGAAGCCAAACCAAAAUGAAACUGCUGAAUACCAAAACGAAGGUGCUGUCGUAUCUCAACCUACUGGAAACGAAGGAACUCUUGAACCUCAGCAUUCAACUUCCGAUGAUUCCAACAUUAAUCAAAACAGCAAAACUGCCUCUAACGGUGGACGAUUCGCCGUCAGCGUAGCACUAAAUGCAUUUUUGGAACCGACGGUCAGCGCUGACGGUCUGGACGUACGGUCAGCGCUGACGGUCUGGACGUACGGUCAGCACUGA